GUCCAACAUCUUUAGUUUCCCUACAAGGAGAACGUUUUCAGAUCUGAACCUGCACAACGCCACAAACUGGAAAACGUUUUCCGUUUGCAUUUGAAAUUUAAAAAACUGCUUUAUUUCCUGUUUUGUCGGACCUGAGCUGGAACAGAAAACAUGACUCACUGGGUGAGUUUACACUCCGUCUCCUCGAUGGAAACUCCGUACCUGUGCCCUGUUCCACCUGGACAGGUGAGGCUUAGAGGGGCGGGCCUCUGGGAGUCCAGAGCGAUCCGGACUCAGCUGUUCUACCUGUUAAUUGAAAACACAAACGCUCCCUGUGGAGCAGCAGAACCUGAGUGAUUUCAGAAACCUGCGUCCACCGCAGAGGAAGGACGGAGCAGCAGCAGGUGAGACGCUUCAGGCUGACACUGAGCUCCGAUUGACUGCGUCCCAUCAUGAGUCGGUGGCGUCGUUCGGUGGACGAGCUGACAGCGGGACGGCGGCGGCAGCAGGCAGAGUGUGAGCGCGCUCAGAACGCUCUGAGUCGGGUCACUUCCUGCUUCCAACAACUGGCGGCGUCGCUGGGAAGUUCAGCCGACAGCAGCUUCCUGCGGGAAGAGAUGGACGAGACGAGAGUGCUGGCUCACCGGAUCUGCUCAGGUCUGUCUCGCCGCCUGCUGCGCCUGCUGUCAGCCUGUGACUCCGCCCCUGUUGCCGUGGACGACAGACAUGCUUCAGAGCGACUCUGGGUUCUCUUCCUGUCUGCAGUGGAGUACUUCCUGUCUGACCUCCGGAGGGCCAAAGAGCUGAUUGGUCAGUUCCCCCUGACCCAGCGCUCCAGCAGACGCUCACUGGUGAACACAGGAUGUACCGACGGCCCGGUGGGUCUGGCGGCCCGGGUGGCACUGGUCCAAAUCCCCUGGCUGGUUCUGGAGGAAGAGCCCAGUCCAGAUCUGACCAAUCACAUCGCAGGCCUGGAGGCCCAGCUGGGUGAGCUGCAGCAGAGGGUCCCGGUGGCGUUCUGGUCGGUGGAGUCGACACAGCCGGCGUGGGCCGAGGUUCUGAACAACGCCGAGGAUCCGGAGGAAAGCCUGGAGGACUUGAUGGAGGUGGAGGUGGCGUCCAGCGGCGAUGGCAGCACCAAGCUGCCCGCCUGCUGCCGGGGAACCUGCUGCUGGGUCGGAUAGGCCCGGAUCGGUUCUGCAGGUUCCGAGAGCUCAAACAGAAAUCUUCUAUAGAAAUAUUGACCCAGAACGUAGCAGAGGAUUAGUAUAAUGUGAAAAUUAUAGCACAGAAAGUUGAGUGGAAGGAAGACGUGCCCAUCCAUUCAAUCUGAAGGAGCAGAUGACCAUAAUCUGUUCAACAGGUGAGCUGCUGGUUCUGUUGGGUCCCGAGUUAACGCGUCUAGAGUCUUCAUGAAGGUUCUGCAGCAGAAAAUCUAUUUUAUUGAUCUGAACAUUUCAGUUUGAGACGCUGCAUGUUGGGUUUCCAUCCACAAUCAGAAAAAUCUGAAAUAUUUCACUUUGUUUUGAUUUAUGAUGAGAUUAAUUUUUUAGAACAAGGAACAAAUAAAUCCCCAGGAGGGAGAAAACAGCUCAGUGUGACUCAGGAUUCUGGUUCUGCAGCGGGCGGCUCACACGGUUCUGGUUCCCAUAGAGACACAGAGUCUGGUUGGAUUAAGAACCUUAUUCUUUAUUAACACAAAGAGGCAAACAAACAUAAAAAUAUGAUACAAUCAGACACAGAGAAGCUGCUUCACUGCUGGAACGUGGUGUGGAGGUGAGACCGGAAGGCUGCAAGAGAAACAACAACUCCCAUCAUGCACUGCAUCAAGACUGACAGCUCCCAUCAUGCACUGCAGAAAGGCCCUGCUCCCUCUGUGACUCAAAGUCACAUCAGGGUUCAGGGUUGGGACAGAACGGCCAAAAUGGAGGACUGGUCUCCGUUCAGCAACAAAACGGAUUUUAAAUCUACAGUAAAAAUAUUUCUGCUGGAAAUAUUUGUUGGAGAAAUCCGUUUUGUUAAAUACAGAAAACUCAAUAUAAUCCCACAUGUUCAGAGAAACAAAAAUUAUUUCUAUAUUUUACUUUUGAAAACUGAUUUUAUUCUAUUUUUCGCGACAGACAGAUCGCUCUGUGAACUUUGCCAGAUUUCCAAGCUGGCAAAAAAUACACAUUAAAAUGUUCUAAUAAUCAAUUUAUCAGUCUAUUUGACUAACAGAGACGUGAUUUUUACCCAUAAAACCAUCUGUUCUAUGCAGCUAAAAGUUAGUUUGGUAUAAAGUGGAGCUAAUAAAGAUCAAGUUCAGGACAAACAUACGGAAUAUAUGGAAAAUAAUAAAAAUGUCUGAUACAACAA
Molecule: messenger RNA, 2334 nt
Organism: Xiphophorus hellerii (green swordtail)
Lineage: Eukaryota; Metazoa; Chordata; Actinopteri; Cyprinodontiformes; Poeciliidae
Product: regulator of G-protein signaling 9-binding protein
Exons: 5
Coding region: 432-1163 (243 amino acids)
Source: RefSeq, a predicted model, not a curated record